Molecule: messenger RNA, 561 nt
Organism: Panonychus citri (citrus red mite)
Lineage: Eukaryota; Metazoa; Arthropoda; Arachnida; Trombidiformes; Tetranychidae
Product: protein spinster homolog 1-like
Exons: 1
Coding region: 101-448 (115 amino acids)
Biological process (GO): transmembrane transport
Cellular component (GO): membrane
Molecular function (GO): transmembrane transporter activity
Source: RefSeq, a predicted model, not a curated record
UCGAUUUACAAUUACUGGUGUUUUAGCUGAUGUUGAAGAUUAUUAUCAUCUUACUGAUGCCGAAGGUGGUAUAUUACAAACUGUCUUUAUUGUUAGUUAUAUGAUUAUGGCUCCAAUUUUUGGUUAUCUGGGUGAUCGAUAUUCAAGAAAAUAUCUAAUGGCCGCUGGGAUCCUUUUUUGGUCCAUGACCACUUACCUUGGGUCAAUUAUUCCUGCCAAUGCUUGGGGCUGGUUCCUUUUCAUGAGAGCUAUGGUUGGAACUGGAGAGGCUUCUUAUUCAACUAUUGCACCAACAAUAAUUGGUGAUUAUUUUAUUGGCACCAUGAGAACUCAGAUGCUCGGUGCUUUCUUUUUUGCUAUUCCCGUUGGAUCUAGUUUAGGUUAUAUUUGUGCUGAUUUACUUAAGUACCCAAAACAAUUCACAGCCCAUUCGGUCCAUGUAGGGUAACAAUCGAGUUCAAACAUUGAUGGUGUUUAAUUUAACGAGGAAAUUGGAAUUGGAAGAAAAUCCAAUCAAGAAGCCGAAGAUACCAGCGACUGAAGUUAUGGCUCCGAAAAUAA